Alexandromys fortis (reed vole) is the source of this 4352-nucleotide messenger RNA. RefSeq names its product carnitine palmitoyltransferase 1A (gene Cpt1a). The transcript is spliced from 19 exons. Lineage: Eukaryota; Metazoa; Chordata; Mammalia; Rodentia; Cricetidae. Gene Ontology annotation, molecular function: carnitine O-palmitoyltransferase activity. The record is from RefSeq and is a predicted model, not a curated record. Bases 172 to 2493 code for a protein of 773 amino acids. Gene Ontology annotation, cellular component: mitochondrion. Gene Ontology annotation, biological process: carnitine metabolic process; fatty acid metabolic process.
GACUCCUCCCCGUAGCCCCGCCUCGUCCAGGCCCCGCCCCGCCCGCGCCGCAGCCCGGCCCAGCUCAGCCAAUCACCCGCGGCGCGCGUCCGUACGCUUAGCCUCGCCCGCCCCGGCCGGGACUCCUCUCGCUCAUUCCGCUGCCGGCGUCCGCAGACUCGGUACUCAAAGAUGGCAGAAGCUCAUCAAGCUGUGGCCUUCCAGUUCACUGUCACCCCCGAUGGCAUCGACCUCCGCCUGAGCCAUGAAGCCCUCAAACAGAUAUGCUUGUCGGGACUGCAUUCCUGGAAGAAGAAGUUCAUCCGAUUCAAGAAUGGCAUCAUCACUGGUGUGUUCCCGGCGAGUCCCUCCAGCUGGCUUAUCGUGGUGGUGGGUGUGAUAUCAUCCAUGCAUGCCAAAGUGGACCCCUCCCUGGGCAUGAUCGCUAAGAUCAACCAGACCCUGGACACCACUGGCCGCAUGUCAAGUCAGACAAAGAACGUGGUGAGCGGCAUCCUCUUCGGCACCGGGCUCUGGGUCGCGGUCAUCGUGACUAUGCGCUACUCACUGAAGGUGCUGCUCUCCUACCACGGCUGGAUGUUCGCGGAGCACGGCAAAAUGAGCCGAAGCACCAGGAUCUGGAUGGCUAUGGUCAAGGUCUUCUCAGGCCGAAAGCCCAUGCUGUACAGCUUCCAGACGUCUCUGCCGCGCCUGCCUGUCCCAGCCGUCAAAGACACCGUGAGCCGGUACUUAGAAUCUGUGAGGCCGCUGAUGAAGGAAGGAGACUUCCAACGCAUGACAGUGCUGGCCGAGGAUUUCGCAGUCAAUCUUGGACCCAAAUUGCAGUGGUAUUUGAAGCUAAAAUCCUGGUGGGCCACAAAUUAUGUGAGCGACUGGUGGGAGGAGUACAUCUACCUGCGGGGCCGAGGGCCGCUAAUGGUCAACAGCAACUACUACGCUAUGGAGAUGCUGUACAUCACCCCAACCCACAUUCAGGCGGCAAGAGCCGGCAACACUAUCCAUGCCAUGCUGCUGUAUCGUCGCAAGCUGGACCGUGAGGAGCUCAAGCCCAUUCGUCUUCUGGGAAACACGAUUCCGCUCUGCUCUGCCCAGUGGGAGCGACUCUUCAACACCUCCCGUAUACCCGGGGAGGAGACAGACACCAUCCAGCACAUCAAGGACAGCCGGCACAUUGUCGUGUACCACAGGGGCCGCUACUUCAAAGUCUGGCUCUACCAUGAUGGGAGGCUGCUGAGGCCCCGAGAGCUGGAGCAACAGAUGCAGCACAUCCUGGAUGACCCCUCAGAGCCACAGCCCGGGGAAGCCAAGCUGGCCGCCCUCACAGCUGCAGACAGAGUGCCCUGGGCAAAGUGUCGGCAGACCUAUUUUGCACGUGGGAAAAAUAAGCAGUCCCUGGACGCGGUGGAAAAGGCGGCAUUCUUCGUGACAUUGGACGAAUCGGAGCAGGGUUACAGGGAGGAGGACCCGGAGGCAUCCUUAGACAGCUACGCCAAGUCUCUACUGCAUGGCAAAUGUUUUGACAGGUGGUUUGACAAGUCCCUCACAUUUGUUGUCUUCAAAAACAGCAAGAUAGGCAUGAACGCUGAGCACUCCUGGGCGGACGCGCCCAUCGUGGGCCAUCUGUGGGAGUAUGUCAUGGCCACUGACAUCUUCCAGUUGUGUUAUGCAGAGGAUGGACAUUGUAGGGGAGACACCAACCCCAACAUCCCCAAGCCCACCAGGCUACAGUGGGAGAUCCCAGGAGAGUGUCAGGAGGUCAUAGAGACUUCCCUGAGCAGCGCCAGCCUUUUGGCAAAUGACGUGGACCUGCAUUCCUUCCCAUUUGACACCUUUGGCAAAGGGUUGAUCAAGAAGUGCCGGACGAGCCCGGAUGCCUUCAUCCAGCUGGCACUGCAGCUGGCACACUACAGGGACAUGGGCAAGUUCUGCCUCACGUACGAGGCCUCCAUGACUCGGCUCUUCCGAGAGGGUAGGACAGAGACUGUGCGCUCCUGCACCACAGAGUCCUGCAACUUCGUCAUGGCUAUGAUGGACCCCACGAAAACGGUGGAGCAGAGGCUCAAGCUGUUCAAGAUAGCUUGCGAGAAGCACCAGCACCUGUACCGCCUCGCCAUGACCGGUGCCGGCAUCGACCGUCACCUCUUCUGCCUCUAUGUGGUGUCCAAGUAUCUGGCAGUUGACUCUCCUUUCUUGAAGGAGGUUUUGUCUGAGCCAUGGAGGUUAUCCACAAGUCAGACUCCUCAGCAGCAGGUGGAGCUGUUUGACUUUGAGAAAAAUCCCGAGUAUGUGUCGUGUGGAGGUGGCUUUGGGCCGGUUGCUGAUGAUGGCUAUGGUGUUUCAUACAUUAUUGUGGGAGAGAAUUUCAUCCACUUCCACAUUUCUUCCAAGUUCUCUAGCCCUGAGACAGACUCACACCGCUUCGGGAAACACUUGAAAGACGCCAUGGUGGACAUUAUCACCUUGUUUGGCCUCACCACCAAUUCCAAAAAGUAACCUCCUGAGCCACAUGGAAGGAAGACAGACUCUUGUGAUACAAACCAAAUGAAUAGGUGUCGCUCCUGAUUGUAGGACAGGCAGAAAAUUGCUCUCCUAAGACUCAGUUUUCCUUCCAGAAGGUUUACCGCCUGUCUCCCUAGAACAACAGUAGGCCCCACUGUGAAGUGUGACCCUACUACAUCCAGAGAUGCCCUGGCUCCUGGAAUACUGGGCACAGUCCCCUCAAGUCUUUUGAAUCAGCUCCUACUGGAUGAAGAGAUUAAAAUGCUGGUGAAUUCCUGGAUUAUUAGGGUUGUAGCCUCACAUGUGUUGGAGGUGACAAGACUUCCUUGGGGGUAACUUAUAAAUACCUGGGUCUGGAGGGUGUCUGACUCCACCCAGGCAGUGCAAAGGUCACCUUGUCUUCGGAGCCAGUGGACUUAACAGCUAACACACACGUAAUGCACUAAUGGAAUGCUUGGGCCUGGGAUUAAGGUUUUGCUGUGGGUGACAGCCGUCAUCCCUUUGGGAGUCCACAUUUCCAGGAAGGAGGACACCACCUUGUCAAUGUCACCAUCCUCACACGUCUUCAAAACCCAGUGCCUUAAAGUCGCAAGCCCCUUGGUAAGCGGGGCAUUAGAGACUUAUUUGUCAAGUCUUUGGGUGGAUAUGUGAGGAUGUGGCUUCCCCUCACGGUUUCCUACAUAGGGACGCCUGCCCCUAAGUACGCACUUCCCCUACCCCGGAAGACCAGGUCCCUCCCUGGUGAGGCAGCAGUGCUAGAGUCUCAUUGAGCAGCAGAAUAGGCAUGCGUCAGCAGCGGGGAGCAAGGGUUCGGGAAUCCAACUCUAUAGUUGGAGACCAGCUGGAGAAUGUGGCUUGGUAUAUUUGGCAGCUGGUGGCGAGGAGAGUAGGACCCUGGUCACUGACACAGGCAGCCAGAAGACACACACCCUAGACAUCAGUGGGAUCACCUUCUAAUCCCACCCAGUCAGAGAGACUUGCUCUCAGUUCCAUAGAAGAUGAGAUCGUUUUGGCAACAGACUCAGGGGUCUCAAGCGAUGGGUGCUUUGUACCCAAAUGCCAUCCCUCAGUGGGAGUGCCUUUCUGAAAGCGCCUGAUGGACCGCAAGGCAAUUCCACACCAAGUCUGUUUGGACUUUCGUAAACAGAAGCAUAACGGAUCCCCCCCCACAUCCACACCCUGUCCUGACAAGCUUAGCUACCAGUGUUUUAAAUCAUGUAUUUAUUUUUCUGACCACUUCCAAUGUGCCCUCUGGCCUGGCUGAAUUCCUGCCUCUGUGCUAGCAGUAACACAAAAGUCAGGGUGACCAGCCAUGCCAAGAGGUGCACGCAGAACUGCUUAUGCAUGUCUUACGAAUAUGUGUGUAUAGAUUUUGUAAUCUAAAAAAAUUACACCUAAGAGGGCCAAAGAUUUUUUCUUCUUAAAAACGGAACAAAAGGCAGUAUAAAUACAAAAGCAGAAGCAAGCAGUACGUCAGAGCCUCCUAAACUCGGCUGUUCUGACCACUGACCAACCUUUGUUAGCCCAGGAGCCCUGCUGGUGCCCAGGUGUCACAUUCCCCUCUCAGGUUUCCAGUCCUUGCUGCUCCUGAGCACUUACCAAUGCAAUGUUCUGGUCCUUACAGGGUGGAAGGGUGGGCUUUCACUGCGCGCUGAAAGGAGGCAAGACUAUGAUGUAUUUAAUUUAAUGAGGAACAAAACAUAGUCUUACCUACCGCAGCCAAGGUUUGAAUUCGGUAUCCUAAUCUGUCCAUUGCCUGUAAAUACCAUAUGCUGUCUGGAUAUAAAUCUUAGAAAUGCAUGUGUGAAUGGAAGUAGCUGACCAUUAAUAAAACAUUAAUCCUGUCUACUCCA